This is a messenger RNA of Vespa mandarinia (Asian giant hornet), 1768 nucleotides long. RefSeq lists its product as uncharacterized. NCBI's taxonomy places the organism in Eukaryota, Metazoa, Arthropoda, Insecta, Hymenoptera, Vespidae. The record is from RefSeq and is a predicted model, not a curated record.
UAAUAAUGACAAUAAUAAUAUAAUAAUUUUAAAUUAGACAAUAAACAAAUUGAUUAUAUCAUAUGUUCUCACAUAAUAGAAUUGUUAAAUUUGACAUGUUCAUACCGUAAAAGUUCAUAACGUAUAAUAUCCCUUAAAUUAAUAGGAAUUGUAGGACAUAAGUAAUAAAAAAGAAAAAUUAUAUAAAAUGUGACCUAUCGUAGCAUAAAACGUAAACCACGUUACGAAUGAUGGAAAUAGCGUAUCUUCGGAAUGGGGGUUGUUGGGGUGGUUGUACAAACCCCACCAUCCAUCCCUUCCGAUACUCGUUUCCUUCCUAUAUAAACGAAGACCGUGACUGCGCGACGGUCACAGACAUUGGGAUCGCGUGUCCUAAACGUUAGAAACCUUACUUGUCCUUUCUCUACCAAAGUCGAUACGCGUCGGAAUUCGGCAGAAGGGUUGUUUCUUUCGUUUCAUCAAAGAUCAAAGAGAAUUUUUUAAUUUUUAUUUCGACGAUUAUACAUAUCUGAUAAUAAAUAAAAAUUAAAUAAAUGAAUACUAUGUAAAUUUGUGAUAUGAAAGUACACGUGUUCUUGGUCAAAAAGAUUGCGUUGAAUAAAGUGAAGAAAUCAAAGGAUCUAAAAAGUUGGGUCAAUUAAAAAAAAGAAAGGAAAGAAAAUAAUGCCUGCUAUAUGGUCAUCGUCAGAAAGACCAUUAUCGGUACGAACUAUUUGGGUGGAUGGUAUUCGUCAUGCUGUUCUAUCACCGGACGAUCCAUUGAUCAACACGAAGAUACGCCGACGACUGCAUACAUCGAAAGAUAAAGAUGAUCGGAUAUCUUCUAAAAUGAUUCGUAGACAAUCGGCACCUACAUGUGAUAGAUUAUUAUCAAAUGAUUCUGGAAGAUUGUUAAAAUCAUUUCCAAUUACGAAGGAUAUCAAAGGAGAAUUGUUCGAAAAUCAAUGUGUCGAAAAUUUUACGAUAGAAAUUAAAAGUAUCGACGAAUUGUGGAAUUCGUCGAACGAUUCGUCGAGAUCGAACGUUGAUAAAUUCGAAUUACCAGAGAUACGUUCGAAUCUUUUGUCGGAGAGAGUACUUCAAUGGUUGGAUUUAUCAGGGAAAGUUCAGAAUUACGUGAAAGACGUAGAGGAAGUGAAUGAACGUUUAAAUAUAAUGGAAAAUCGAGAUUCGAGGAAGUUUACUUCGAGCAAGAAUGAAAUUUCUAUGAUGAAGAGAAAGAUGGCAAUAAAAAAUUAUAAAUUAGAAAGAGAACGAAAACCGGAAUGUUUCGAAAGAAGCGAACGAAGGAUGACCAGAAGAAAAUUAUUUGAAAUUGAUGAACGCGCUAAGAGGAAGGAUUUAAUAGAAAUCGAAGAAAAAAAAUCUACGAUAGAGGAGGAGGAGAAGAAGGAGAAGGAAGAAGAAGAAGAUCCAUCGAAGAUGGCGAAAGUAAAAGAAAAAGAAGAAGAAAAAAAAAGAAGUUUCACUAAUUCUUUGUCCCCCGUUGGCCGACCACAGCUGCAUAUCUUCAUGCCUAAACUUAAUUGCAACGAGAAAAGAAAUGCAUCUUCUCAGGAAUCACUCAUUUGCGAUUAAUAUUCGAAUAAAAUUAUCCAUUUAAGGAGAAAUAUAAAUUUGUUCUUAUCCGUCUUCUUGCACGUGAUAUAUUAACAUAUAAGAAAGAGAGAAAAAAUUAAUUUUGCUUCCAAACUUUAUGAUAAUAACAAUUUUGUCAUUUCAAAUAUUUUCUAAAUAUUCUAAUCAUAGUGAUAUAUAUACACACACA